This is a messenger RNA of Labeo rohita (rohu), 2161 nucleotides long. It is a transcript of the gene tmem176l.3a, whose product is annotated as transmembrane protein 176l.3a. The record is from RefSeq and is a predicted model, not a curated record. The coding region runs from base 280 to 1290 and encodes 336 amino acids. The transcript is spliced from 11 exons. Gene Ontology annotation, cellular component: membrane. Lineage: Eukaryota; Metazoa; Chordata; Actinopteri; Cypriniformes; Cyprinidae.
GGAGCCUCAUUGAAAACUGCGCUGCUUACUUAAUUCACAAGCCUCUGUGUCAUAUAUGUAAGAUUGUCUUCAGUGUUGUGGUUUCAUAUUUGUUAACUGUGUGAACAGUAACUUAUGUCUCAAAUGACAUCUCGAUUACAGCUGAGAUCAAGUGAAACAAGGAAAUAUGAAAUGUAAUAACGUACAGGAAUCAGGGACAAAAUAGCUCCACCUUCAACACAUCAGGAAAGAUCUAAUCACGCAGUUUGGACAUUAAAAUACAUACAAUUACUCAUAAGCAUGCCUCUGACGAUGUCUCAGAGUGAGGGAAUGAUGGUCGUCACCAUCACCUCAAACCCAAAGAGCAAAUGGCCUGCUCUUUGUCAGAUUCUGAGUUCUCUGUGCUACGGUCCGGUGUGUUUUGCAUCUGAGGAUAUGAAAGAAAAGCUGACAGACACCCAGAGAGUUAUUGGGAUGAUACAGAUAGUAGUUGCAGUCAUGAACCUUGUGUUGGGUUGUUUUGGCAUCAUCUACUUUCUUGCUACCUCUUCCGUCAGCAGUUUGGUGUUUUCGGUUCUUCAAAUCUGUGUGGUUGUCAGUUUCUGUGUUUUAACCUUAAAGUCUUUGUGCAAGAAGGGUACGGGAGGGAAUACAAAGUUGGUGGAGAAAACAACUUUGGAAACUAAAAGUGGAAUAAGCCAUAAUACCAAAGAUAGCAUGACAGAUAGCAUGACUCCUGCAUUGUCUCAGAAUAUGAAAGAUGUGCUGACAGACACUCGCACAGAACUUUUGACGCUACAAAUAAUGGUUGGUGUCAUGAAUAUCGCAAUGGGUUUUUUUGGCUUCGUCUUUGCUUUUUGGAUCGGUAGUGUGUUCCUUGUUGUUGGAAUUAUAUGUGCUGUUGCAGUGCAUUUUCCCCAUCCUAAGCUGCUGGUCAUCAGAGUGAUUCUGAAUGUAGUCAGUGCUGCACUGGCAAUCACAGCUGCUGUGCUGUAUUCAGUGGACCUGGCAGUGGGAAGCAGUUUAAGCUGUUACAGAGAACCUUAUUAUUAUUCAUCCGAUAAUGAGUUUAUAAGGCUUAACCGUAAAAGCAGUAACUUUGAGUCCUGUUUUUACUACAAAAAUCUAAGUGAGAUAAUCCUCGGAGGACUUGAUAUCAUGAUGAUAGUGCUGUCGGUCGUUCAGCUCUGUGUGACCAUCACUUUCUGCGUUUUGACUGGGAAAGCUUUGUGCAAGAAGGAUGAAGAUGAAAAGUUGGAUCCAGAACUUUACAAGCCGCUUUUGGAAGAUGACACUGCUGGUGCUGCAUGACCAGAUGAACAAUUAAAGUACUUUUGUUUUAACAUGUUUUGGUAAUGGAAGGCAAAAUGAUUCAUGUUGCCAUCUGCAACACCAUAGACAUGAAGGUACAUAAGUUACAUGUAGUCUUUUCAUAAAUGUUUUGGUACUUUUAGAAAGAAAACAGUGCAUCUUAAAAAUAUUAUUAUUUAAUAAAAAAAAAAGAUGCAAACAGGUAAUAAAUUAUGCUAAGAGUACAGAAAUCUUGCCUGUUUCUUACCUGUUUCAUGUAUGGCUGACAUGUUCAUCACAUUAGGUUUAUUAAAACUGUAAUCCAAAUAGAAAUUUUAUAUGUAAUUCAAAUACAUGUUUUUGGGGUGUACAUGACUGUAGAACACUUUUCUGUAAAUACUGAAUGUUAUCUGAGUUUGUCCGACGACGGUUCUCUCCUGUAGUACUAUAAAAAGCUUCUUGUAAGUUUUAUUGCCUUCAUUUUUGCAUAUAAAUUGGAAAGCAGAUGUAUAGUCAGUUAAGUUUUGCAUUGAACAUACAGAUAUGAUCAAAUGUCUGGCACUGUAACACAGUUGGAGUAUUGUUUCUUUCUAAUGUUCUUUGCAGAUUGUAGUAAUAAUAAUAAACAAUCUAUAUUGCAAUAUAUUGAUUACUCAAAUAUGUAAAUUGUCAUAAUUUGCCAUAAAAGUAUGCCAUACAGUUUGUGCACUCUUCUAAACCCAUAAGAUAGCUUUGAUGAGAAGCCCAAAUAAUUAUUGACUGACACACAUCCCCUCUGCCAUAUCAACACUGUAAAAAAUUACAGUGAAUCUAACGGUAAAAAAAACUGUAAAAAUGCUACAGUAAAAACCCGUCAAAUAGUCAUCGGUAAAAGACAGUAAAAUUUACAGUG